AUGAAUACGAUUAUUAGGAGAUGCUUUUUUGAUUUGGGGAAAACUGAGCUUUUCACUCAUAAGACAGUGCUUCACUUCAAUAAAUCUCCUAUAAUAGCGUAUAACACAGUUGCAGACAUGAACAGCUACCCAACUUUUGUUCCUUGGGUUACCGAAUGCAGAGUCAGUCAAAAGUCAGCCAAUUACGCAGAAGCCAAUAUGACAAUCGGCUUCCCUCCAAUUACUCAAACUUACCUAUCCAAAGUAACACUAGCGAUGCCAUCUAAAAUUGUAUCAGUUUCCAAUAAGAACUCUGUUUUCGAAGUCCUUGAAAGCAUAUGGGAAUUCUAUCCCGAAAAAUCUGAGCUGGCAGGCUCAGCAGACGAUCAUGUGAAGCUAACAAAAUGUGAAACUCAUUAUUCAGUGAAAUUUAGGUUUAGUAAUAUAAUGUAUCAAAACCUCUCAACCUUGGUUUUUCAGAAGGUUUGCCAUGAAACUGCGAGCGCAUUUACUAAAAAGAUCAAUGCAGUCAAUGGAAAUAUUGAGUGUUUAUAUGAUAAGAAAAACCAGAAGUUCCUUACUGAAGCCCAUAUAGGUAUAUAA
Molecule: messenger RNA, 582 nt
Organism: Blepharisma stoltei
Lineage: Eukaryota; Ciliophora; Heterotrichea; Heterotrichida; Blepharismidae
Source: the annotation of a GenBank genome assembly